AUGCUGCGCGCCCUGCCCCGCGCGCUGCGCCUCUCGCGGCCCUGGAGGUCCCCGGGGGCCCGCGACUGCGCCUCCAACGCCAAGACCGGGACGCCAGAGAUCCAAGUGCACGCGCUGACAGGUCCAGACAAAGGAAUCACCGAGGUUCUGAUGAAUAGGCCUCAUGCCCGAAAUGCCCUGGGGAACGUCUUUGUCAGUGAGCUGUUGGAGGCUCUGGCCCAGCUUCGGGAGGACCAGCAAGUCCGUGUCCUAAUCUUCAGAAGUGCAGUGAAGGGUGUGUUCUGUGCAGGUGCAGACCUGAAGGAGCGGGAGCAGAUGAGUGCUGUGGAAGUGGGGAUCUUUGUCCAGCGGCUGCGAGGCUUGAUGAGUGAGAUUGCUGCCUUCCCUGCACCCACUAUUGCAGCCAUGGACGGGUUUGCCUUGGGCGGGGGCCUGGAACUUGCCCUGGCCUGUGACCUCAGAAUAGCAGCUUCCUCAGCUGUUAUGGGGCUAAUCGAGACCACCCGAGGACUUCUCCCAGGAGCAGGAGGGACUCAGAGGCUGCCCCGCUGUCUGGGCGUGGCCCUAGCGAAGGAGCUCAUCUUCACAGGCCGGAGAGUGAAUGGGAUGCAGGCCCAUGAGUUAGGCCUGGUAAAUCAUGCUGUGGCUCAGAAUGAGGAGGGUAAUGCCGCCUAUCACCGGGCACUGGCACUGGCUCAGGAGAUCCUGCCUCAGGCACCCAUUGCUGUGCGACUGGGCAAAGUUGCCAUUGACAGAGGAAUGGAGGUGGACAUUGCAUCAGGGAUGGCCAUUGAACAUAUGUGUUACGCCCAGAACAUCCCAACCCAAGACCGACUGGAAGGGAUGGCAGCCUUCAGGGAGAAACGCCCCCCAAAAUUUGUUGGCAAGUGACCCAGUUAAUUUUAACUGCACACCAUAAAUAGGAUCCAGAGGAAAAGUUCGCAGGCUAGCCCUCUUAAGU
Messenger RNA from Cricetulus griseus (Chinese hamster), 961 nucleotides. The record is from RefSeq and is a predicted model, not a curated record. NCBI's taxonomy places the organism in Eukaryota, Metazoa, Chordata, Mammalia, Rodentia, Cricetidae.